CAAGAGGCAGCCAUGCCUGCAGAGCAGGCAGUAACUCCAGUCGAAACAAUUGGCAACACGUCCAAUGAAGAACUUAUUAGAACUAUAUUGGAGUCACAAAGAAGGAUGGAAAAUGCCAUUUCAACUUUAAAUGGGCGCAUGGUUUGCUUGCUGCAAGCCAUGAAACAUGAUAAGAAUAUGGUUGUUGAUUUUGACGUCAAUAAUUCAAGUUCUUUCGAUUACGUGUUGCCAAUAAAAUCACUGGGAGAGCUUAAGUCACUAGAAGAGCGACUCAAGAGUGAUUCUCAGUUAUGUGCAGAAUUUAAAACCUUCAUUAUAAAACUUGGAGAGAAACCGAAGCAACUGAUUAAAAGUUUUUGCAGAAGGGUUUUAACGAAUGAAGUUGCCAUGCACUGCUCGUGGUUUGGGUAUAAAAAUAAUGUGGCACUUCACCAAACAGAAAUUUUAAGAUUAUUUAGAAAUGUUCUAUUGGGAAUCCACCCAAAAAUGACAGAAGAAGGGCUGAAAAAAAUUGUUUCAACUUGGUUGAGGUAUGCCCGACAGCGGCAUGAGAGAUUUAUGAAGCGGAAAUCAAUAGACAACAAUGAUGUAUUAUUAGAUUAA
Molecule: messenger RNA, 603 nt
Organism: Ctenocephalides felis (cat flea)
Lineage: Eukaryota; Metazoa; Arthropoda; Insecta; Siphonaptera; Pulicidae
Exons: 4
Coding region: 13-603 (196 amino acids)
Source: RefSeq, a predicted model, not a curated record